Messenger RNA from Bicyclus anynana (squinting bush brown), 1982 nucleotides. RefSeq lists its product as uncharacterized. The record is from RefSeq and is a predicted model, not a curated record. Lineage: Eukaryota; Metazoa; Arthropoda; Insecta; Lepidoptera; Nymphalidae. Bases 52 to 981 code for a protein of 309 amino acids. The transcript has 6 exons.
AUCUAAAAAACAAACACUCAAAACUUACAAAAACACAAAUUCAAUCACAAAAUGCAAUUAAUAAAUGACCAUUCCCCUGUCGUAAACGUAAAGGAACGUAAAAUUUGUGACAUUGGGAACAUUAAUACAAACAUUCGAGAAUCAUUCCAUGAUAUAGAUAAAGAGAAGAUGUCCUCAGACGCUGCUCUCUUCCUCAUGAACCCAGUGGCCAGCGGAGACAAUAUGCUGACUGACAUGAACAGCGGACAGAAGCUGAAAGAAGAACUGGCUCCACUGCUUGUGCCCUGCUGCGAAGGAAAGGAGUUACGGAUCAAUGAAGAACUGGUGCGUAGCGGACUAUCAGCCAUAUCCGUGAAACAAGACAGCGUCGUACAUUGUAUGAGCACAUCAUAUGCUUGUGAGAAGAUGCAGGUUCCAGCUGGACUUGUUAAGCAUAGAAAUUCAUUUCGCUGCCUGCAUCGACCUGACCUGAAGCGCGUUCCAUACCUUCGUCGCAUGACGCCCGACGAACUUGAGACGUUGUUUCGUGGAUUUGCAGAUCUCCCGGUGCACUUUGACAGAAAUGAUAGCCAAAAACCAACAACUUGCCCAAAUUGCGCUCAACGCCCAGAAGUGCCCAAUAAAACAACUGCAUCUAAAAGGGCAUUAGAGACAACAACAGUAAAUUUAAAUCAAAGUACGGAUGACGGUGGGUUACUCCAUCCCAUACCAGAAACGAAAUCCUGCGCCGAGGACGUGCCCGCCGGCAUGAGGUUGCACGGGGCGCGCGCAAGGCUCUACACUUCCGUCUUAGCUGGAGCUAAAACGGGCGAUCAGUUGGAUAAUGCGUCAGCAAAUGAAGAAUACGAUACGCAAGUACCUAACGAAGUAAUACCUGAAGACGAGAUUCAGUUUAGCGAAGAGCUGCAAAUUAUCCUGCCUCCACGCUGCGAUGACGUCACUGCGGAUUCAUCCACCACCAGUUCAGAUAAAGCCACUUAAAAUGUUACCCAAUUCUACUGUUUAAACAAAAUAUUGGUACCUAUUUUGCCCAAACAUCCAAGCAGACGAAAAUUAUUUUGUUUAAUCACUCUGUCUUUUACUAAAACGUUAAAAACCAAAUGAUUAACAAAAUUUUUUCAAGGUUUCCAACAAGACUUAAAAGUUAAAAGUAGACAGUUGCUACAAUGACAAAUGCUCAAAUCUCCUUUCGUAAGGAAGAUCUUUAUGCAAAUUUUAUCAUCUAGACAAUGGCAACGGAUUGACUAUGUAAUUCAUUCAGUUUAGAGAAGUAGUUUAAAAGAUUUAAUUUAAUAUAGCGCAUGAAAAUAUCACUGAAACGUAUAAAAAAACGUCGAUGGGUGACGAAAUUUAUUCAAAAAUUAAAGAAACGAUUUGGUAAGCUAAUGUUGUAUUUAUAUUGGAUGAUUAGCGAUUUCUCUGGUUACGAUUGUAAGUAGCUUGUCGACAUGAAAUACGUUUUGGAUCAGAAUUAUGUAAUAACAUGGUUGAUUAAUAAAAAAUGCUUUAAUUAAAUAACAAAUAUUUUCUUUUGAUUGGAGCUACCUUAUAGUAGGCGAGCCGAAGAGGAGAUUUUUGCAGUUACUCGAGCGCGGCAGAUACAUAACAUAAGGGAGUAUACCUUGCACGUUGUUGAUUACCUCCACCAAGUAUGAGCCCUUAAUAUUGGUGGGUACGUUUAGGGCAACUAACUUUAGAAAUACUCAACCAGCUAAACGGUGUAUUUCGAAAAUCUGACGUUUUGAGCGUAAUGUAAAGGAAUGGGAGGGUUCUAAAGUUACAAAAUAAAUAUAACUAUAACGGAAAAUAAAACCCUUAUAUUGCUGUUAUCGGGCCACGAACGCGGUUAAUUUUUUUACUUGUUUUGUAUGAACUAAUCUCCUGAAUAAUCGCUCAUCUUUUCUGAUUAUUUCUGUAAGCCUAAGUAAUAAAAAUUGUCUAUAAAGUCUGUCGUUUUUCCCCACAGCUCAAAGCGAAAAAAA